GAACUUCAAGUUCUCGCUGAGAGUCCGCGAGAGAGCAAGGUGGGGAGUCGCGGCAUUGGCGGCCACGGUCGGGGCUCGGGCGGUCUCCGUAUAUCCCCCGGGGCAGCCUCCGCGGCGGCGUGGGCCGGCCCCUCCCCCGGGCCUCAGGCUCACGGCUGGAGGCUUCUGUGCGUCGGUUAGGUCCUGUUGGAGAGACUCAGGACUGCGAGGGAAAGUGAGCGGUAAGGGGCCUGGCCAGCCUGCGCCCGGCCUACCCGGCGGCUGGCGCCUUGACCCCGCCCCCUUGGGAUUGAUCUCUGAGCGGGUUCCAGGCGCUCUUCACUCGCGGUCCAAAGACGCGGGCGGUGCGGGCCAUGGAUCGCGUGGCUGCGUUGAGGGGCGCGAGGCUGCGGUGGGCGCUGCUGGGGACGCGGGUGGCCCUCCCUGGCCUUUGCCCGCACGGGGCCAGAGCCAAGGCCGCGAUCCCCGCCGCCGUCUCGGCCACCGCCGAAACUCCUGGAAACGGGCCUGGCGACCGGAGGCUGCGGACCCUGGAGGAGAUUCCGGGGCCGGGGCAGCUGCGCAGUUUCUUCCAGCUGUUAGUGCAAGGCUACGUUCUGCACUUACACAAGCUCCAGAUGCUGAACAAGACCAAGUAUGGUCCAAUGUGGGUAACCCGCCUAGGGCCUCAGAUGCAUGUGAACCUGGCCAGUGCCCCACUCCUGGAGCAAGUGAUGCGGCAAGAGAGCAAGUACCCAGUACGGAACGACAUGGAACUAUGGAAGGAGCACCGGGACCAACAGGGCCUGGCUUAUGGGCCCUUCACCACGGAAGGACACCACUGGUACCAGCUACGCCAAGCUCUGAACCAGCGGAUGCUGAAGCCCAGUGAGGCUGCGCUCUACACCGAUGCUCUGAAUGAGGUGAUUGACGACUUCCUGGCCCACCUGAACCAUCUUUUGGCAGAGAGUGCCUCAGGGGACCACGUGUCUGACAUGGCUCACCAUUUCUACUACUUUGCCUUGGAAGCUAUUUGCUACAUCCUGUUUGAGAAACGUAUUGGCUGCCUGGAGCGACCCAUCCCCCAGGACACCGUGGCCUUCGUAAGAUCUGUCGGGCUCAUGUUCCAGAACUCACUCUAUGUCACCUUCCUCCCCAAGUGGAGCCGUCCCUUGCUGCCUUUCUGGAAGCGAUAUCUGGAUGGCUGGAACACCAUCUUCUCUUUCGGGAAGAAGCUGAUUGAUCAGAAACUCAAGGAGAUAGAGACCCAGCUGCAGAAAAGUGGGCCAGAUGAAGUGCAGAUAUCUGGCUACCUGCACUUCCUGCUCACCAGAGGACAGCUCAGUGCUCAUGAGGUCAUGGGCAGCCUGCCCGAGCUGCUCCUGGCUGGCGUAGACACGACAUCCAACACAAUGACGUGGGCCCUGUACCAUCUUUCAAAGAACCCAGAGAUCCAGGCUGCCUUGCAUAAGGAAGUGGUGGGCGUGGUACCCCCCGGGCACGUGCCCAAGUACAAGGACUUAGCACACAUGCCCCUGCUCAAAGCUGUCCUUAAGGAGACCCUGCGCCUUUACCCCGUGGUCCCCACGAACUCCCGGGUCAUCACGGAAAAGGAAAUCGAAGUCAGUGGCUUCCUCUUCCCCAAGAACACCCAGUUUGUGUUCUGUCACUAUGUGGUGUCCCGUGACCCUGACAUCUUCCCUGAGCCAGAGAGCUUCUGGCCCUACCGCUGGCUGAAGAAGGGCCAGCCUGCUACCCCUGGGGUCCAGCAUCCAUUUGGCUCUGUGCCCUUUGGCUAUGGGGUCCGGGCUUGCCUGGGUCGCAGGAUUGCGGAACUGGAGAUGCAGUUGCUGCUGUCAAGGCUGAUCCAGCAGUAUGAGGUGGUCCUGGCCCCCGAGACGGGGGAGGUGAGGAGCGUGGCCCGCAUCGUCCUGGUUCCCAAUAAGAAGGUGGGCCUGCGUUUCCUGCAGAGACAGUGCUGAGCUGGGCCCGGGCCUUCCUGGAGCAGCCCCCUUCUCUCUCUCUCUCUCUCUCUCUCUCUCUCUCUCUCUGGCACAGUAAUUUCUGGCCACUGCUGUGUCUCAGACGAGAGGCUCCCAGACGCCAGUGGUCCAAGACAGUGUACUUUCUGUAGAACCCUGAGCUUUGGCCACUUUUAUAAUUUUGAACGUUUCCUUCUCAGAUAAAAGGCCACUUCUCCCCCCCGCCCUCCCCCCCCACCCCGGCAGUCACAUGGCUAUCUUUGGAAAAAAUAUAGAAUAAAGGGAU
This is a messenger RNA of Acinonyx jubatus (cheetah), 2247 nucleotides long. RefSeq names its product sterol 26-hydroxylase, mitochondrial. Gene Ontology annotation, cellular component: mitochondrial inner membrane. The transcript is spliced from 9 exons. Gene Ontology annotation, molecular function: monooxygenase activity; heme binding; oxidoreductase activity, acting on paired donors, with incorporation or reduction of molecular oxygen. The record is from RefSeq and is a predicted model, not a curated record. Gene Ontology annotation, biological process: cortisol metabolic process; glucocorticoid biosynthetic process; cellular response to peptide hormone stimulus. NCBI's taxonomy places the organism in Eukaryota, Metazoa, Chordata, Mammalia, Carnivora, Felidae. The coding region runs from base 354 to 1961 and encodes 535 amino acids.